CUCUCUUUCGCUUUGUUUUGCCUGUUCCCGUUGGCCCGCGACCUCCCCCCCUGCCCCGGUUCGUCCCUUCACCGCCUCCCCCUCGUUCGCGUACGAGAACCGAUCGGCGACCGUCCCGACGCGAGACGAGAUAACGGGUGUCUCGACGGGGGUACCGAGAGAUCGUCGAUCACGUGUGACGUCCCGCGACGUGGAAGUUUCGAAACGCGGAGAUACGCCAGGACGAGGACAGCCGGGACCAGGGUAAAGGGGACUCGUUUGGUGAAAUACACGGGAUGAACACCGUUCUCGAGAUGCAGAGGAAGUUAUAUCCUCCGGCGCAAGUUUGGAGAACGAUCCAGACGCGAUCGGAUGUGUAACGAGGCGCUACCGUCGAGGAUAACAACCAGCCAGCCCAGGCUGUACCCGUGCGAACGGAUUUUUCAUUGGACGAUCGGCCAGGAGCUUCCAUGAAGACACCACACCUCAGCGACCAUGAAGACUGAUCGCCUGCCAAUAAUUGCCAAGCUCUGCGCGCUGCUGACGCUGUUCGGUCCCCGCGAUGCCGUUGCGCUCGACAUACGAUCGUGCAACCAAUCGCUGGGGAUGGAGUCUGGCGGCAUACCGGAUUCAGCCAUUACGGCGUCCUCGUCGUAUGUGACGAACGUGGGUCCACGGAAUGGCCGGUUACGGAAGGAGACGGCCGGCGGAGCCUGGUGCCCGAAGAGCCAAAUAGAAAGAGGGGUUCGCGAGUGGCUGAAAGUGGAUCUGCCCGGGCCUCACGUGAUCACCGGUGUACAGAGUCAGGGUCGUUACGAUCACGGCCGUGGCCAGGAAUACGUCGAAGAGUAUACCCUCGAGUAUCGACGUCCGGGGUUCACCGAGUGGCGGCGAUAUAAGCGCUGGGAUAACAAGGAGGUUCUGGCCGGGAACAGCGACACCUCCACCGUGGUAUCCCAUCGACUAGUCCCGCCGAUCUUCGCCAGCCAGAUUCGUAUUCUGCCACACUCCGAGCACAGACGCACCGUUUGCCUACGAAUCGAGCUGAGAGGCUGUCAGGACACGGGUGGUGUUGUGAGAUACACGGUCCCGGAAUCCCCGACGCCGGAGCUGGGCGACAUUUCGUACGACGGUAAAAGGCAGGACAACUUGUUGACCGAUGGUCUAGGCUGUUUGAUCGAUGGCGAGGUCGGCGCGGAUAAUUACAGGCUGGACAUGGGAGAUGGAAGAGGCACCGGUUGGGUCGCGUGGAUGCGCGACAGCCUCGACGACGAUUACGUGGAGCUCGUUUUCGAGUUCGAGGUAACCUGGAUCUUCGAGGCGGUGCACAUCUAUACCAAUAAUUAUUUCUCCCGCGACGUGCAGGUAUUCUCGAAAGCGGACGUCUGGUUCAGUCUCGACGGCGUGGACUACGAGGAGGAGCCACUGUCUUACUCCUACAUACCGGACAUCGUGCUGGAGAACGCGCGUAACGUCUCCAUAGGUUUGCACGAACGGUACGGAAAAUUUCUGAAGAUACACCUGUACUUCGCCGCCCGAUGGAUCAUGAUCAGCGAGGUGACAUUCGACGGAACCAAUCCCUACGAAAACACCACCGAAGAGUCAACGUCCGAGUUCAGUAACCGGGAAAUUCCAAUGAACCCUGAGGUGGAUCUUAACUUGCAAACAAUUACAGCGGCUGGAGAGGGUCAGGAAUAUUUAGAGGUACUAAUAGGUGUUCUGACUGCCAUUAUCCUACUUCUUCUGCUGGUGUUCGUCAUUAUUCUACUUCUGAAUCGACGGCAAAAACUUCAGAGCUCGCCGACCGUGUUGAAAAAUCCAUUCGGAUUUGCCAUAAACAUGAAGGGUCUCCUCCUAAAUUUAACCCCCGGCGGAAUGCUGACAGAGACUGCCAAUCACGUUUCGCCGGAUAUGCCGGAGGACGGGAGCAUGCACGAAUCUUUAACAAUGGAACAAUUCAAUUCACCCCUCGUCAGCCCGCAGUAUAAAUCUACGUACGCGAUAGUGGCCACUUCCGAAUCUCCGAAAGACUUGAAGGACGUGAACGUCUCGGAGGAGAGCGUUCGACUCGAUACGAGGCCCGAAUCCACCAUAGGGCCGCCUAGCUGCUCCUCGUCGCCUACCAACUCCCCCGCGCGUCAUUCUCAGCACUACAGGACCCUUCAAAGUUACUCGAGUCCAACUGCCAAACUCAAUAUCGCGGCUACGUCUAAUCACCAACGGGACGUCGAUCAGAUCCACUCGAAACGCUGGCACACAGCGCCUAAGGAGAAACACAAGAUACCGACGCCUGUUGUCAGUUGGAACAUCGCGCCCAGCAUGAACAAACCGUACAAGUGCAAGGAAAUAGAGCCCACCAAUAUACCGCGACAGUGCCUGCGUACGACAGAGAAACUUGGCUCGAGGAGUAUCGGCGAGGCGAUAGUUUGCGAAACUAUCGGAUUGGAUGACACGGUGCACGACGCCCCGCGAUUGGUGGUGGCUCGUGUGCCAGCCUGCACCAACGACAUCCGGGCAGGCAGCGGGUCGGAUCAGAUGCGAGAAGUUCGAUUUCUGUCCUGUUUGUCCGAUCCGAAUGUGGCUCGGGUCUUGGGAGUGUGCACGGUGGAGCCUGUGCCCUGGACGAUCAUCGAGUACACGGAACUCGGUGAUCUGGCCCAUUAUCUUCAGUACAGCGUGCCACUUACGGGAACGCUUAGGCCAAGCUGCAAUCUGAAAGCCCUUAGUCAAAGCUGCCUGUUGUACAUGGGGACGCAGAUAGCAUCGGGCAUGAGGUUCCUCGAGUCGAAGAAUCUGGUGCACAAGGACCUGGCAGCCAGAAACUGUCUAGUGGGCCGCUCUUACACCGUGAAAGUGACCGACAUAGCGAUGUGCAGUGACCUUUACAAGAAGGAUUACAGUGACAUAGGCGGCAGACCGCCGGCGCCGAUCAGAUGGUUGCCGUGGGAAAGCAUUCUGCUGGACAGGUACACUUGCUCGAGCAGCGUUUGGUCAUUCGCUGUCACGCUCUGGGAGGUGAUGAGCCUCGCCAGGGAGAAGCCGUUCCAACAUCUGACCAACGACCAAGUCAUACAGAACGCCGAGCAUAUGUAUUACGGAGCUGAGUUGCAGAUAUACUUGCCGCGACCGACAAUGUGCCCCGAGGAGGUAUACAGAAUGAUGUGCUCGUGCUGGCGAAGGGACGAGACCUCGAGACCCACGUUCAAAGACAUUUACACGUUCCUGAAAAACAUGAUCGCGGACUACCGACCCGGUGCAUAAACGAUCCCAGUUAACUGUGAUAAUAAAGGACGUAUCUCCAUUGGCCGACGACGAGCGUCGAGGAUGUCGAGGAUCUGUCGAGUCUGAAACCUUCGGAAGUGUACAAUCGUUAGCUUUUAGUGUGCAACGCGUUGGACGCGAGUCGCGUUUCGAGUUGCUUUCGAUCGGUGAAGAUCGAGAGGGAGGAGUGCCAUGUUCUGUCCAACGACGACGAAGGACGGAAACGGAAACGAAACGAGACGCCACCAACCACCGGAGAACUCGAAACGAUUUGUCGUGGUUUCUAGUCAGUUCGGUUCUUCGGAUUCCUACGAGAGUGCUAUAUCGUGUAUGUACAGUAUUCUGGACACCGUUUACGCGUACGCUACGAUGCUAAGCACCGAUAAGUCUAUCCAAUUGUACAUACGAAAUCUAGAUAUCGAUGCUAGGCGAACGCAGGGAACUUCUCGGAGGCGGUCGUCGCUUCGAAAGGGGCACGAUCCUCCGAUUGAGAGUCGAUCCACGAUUCCGAAGCAUCCCGUCGUUACGCGCGACGUUGUCCGUUCGUACCGGCAAAGAUUAUAGUUUGUUCUUUCAUUUAUACUUUUGCGAGAUGGGAAACUAGGCGAUAGAUUUCGUAGAGCUUCGUACGACGUAUCCUAGUUGCCUUUCGUUAUUCGAAAUGUGUGUUUUCCUCCAACGAACGAAUAAAUCUGACAGAAAGCUGGACAACUUCGCGCGGCACGACGGAAUAAUUCGCGCGACCUCGAAUCGUAUUUGAAGUUGAUUUACGGAUGAGUUUCGUUAAUAUGCGUUCGAUCGAUUCGAUGGGAUCGAAUCUCGCUCGAGAUCGUCUGUCGCGAGCUAGUCGCGACGAAUGACCGAUCUCGAGCAUCGACCAUCGGCUCUAGACGAUAAAUUUCGACUCACUUGUGUACAUUCGAUGCCACGUCUGGUAGCAAAGUACUUAUAUCGUUCCAUUGUAUUCCUUUCCGUUCGAAAAGAAAAAAAAUAAAUAAAAAACGAAGAGAUCUCACUAUCUUUAGCGGGCGGUAGACACGAGAC
This is a messenger RNA of Colletes gigas, 4284 nucleotides long. RefSeq names its product discoidin domain-containing receptor 2-like. Lineage: Eukaryota; Metazoa; Arthropoda; Insecta; Hymenoptera; Colletidae. Gene Ontology annotation, molecular function: ATP binding; collagen binding; protein tyrosine kinase collagen receptor activity. The coding region runs from base 475 to 3240 and encodes 921 amino acids. Gene Ontology annotation, cellular component: signaling receptor complex. The record is from RefSeq and is a predicted model, not a curated record. Gene Ontology annotation, biological process: protein phosphorylation; positive regulation of kinase activity; cell surface receptor protein tyrosine kinase signaling pathway. The transcript has 17 exons.